AUGUUAUCAUACAUAACGGAAUCCGUCAAGAAACUCACCGUCUCAUACGGUGAAACAAAGGGAGUCAUGCCAUCCGGAGGAGAUGUUCCUGUUGAUUAUCUCGAUAUGAACAAAGGAGCCACCCCGCUCAACAACGCCUACAUCAAUUGCUGCUUUAUUACUACCUAUGCGGCAAUUCUCGCUGCCGCAGUCAAAAAAGGAGCGUGUUGGUUCACUUUUGUCACUCCAGCCAUUGAAGCCCCAACUGCUAUCGAGAACUUCCCACCAAUUAACACAUCGGGAUAUGAAACAGGAGAAACAGAAACCAAUCAAAAUUCCAAGAACAAUUCUCCAUACGCUCGUCCAAUAGUUCGCGUAUUCGCCAGAACCCCUCAAAAAGUUCGCAAGGUAACAGACAAGGUGAAUCAAGAAAAGAAGAAAGAACUCCUCCGCCAGAGUCAAGCCACCUUGAUUGAUUGCCCAGAGGAUCAUGAAAUCAAGACAGGACCAUCCAAGUUCUAUAAACUGGAUGCACUUGAUGAGUUCACUGGAGAGUUUGUUAUUGGAAUGCAGAAAACUGUACAGGCUGUAAAAAGUGUGGUGAAAAAAGCGAGAAAUGUAGUUGCUGGUAAACGUCGCAGUGGAAACAAUCGCAGAAGAAUGAGCCCAAAACCUCCAAUGCCACCAAAAAAAAAAGAAGAAGUUAUCAUUGAUGAGGACGGAUUCCAAUUGGUCACUGGAAAGAAAGCUGCAAGACCACAACCAGCACCACAACCGGUCGUAGUCAUCGUCGAGCAACCAGCAGAGGUGGUCAAGCCGAAAAAAGCCAAAAAGAACAAAAACAAGAAGAACGCCGGACCAUCAAUCGCCAUGAUUCUGCACGAUCAAAAACCAACAGGAGAAUGCUUAAUUCUUGAGGAAAUUGAGAAGAAGGAUGAGGAAGAGCAAGAAAUCGAAAUUGUGGAGCCCGAACCAGAAAUCAAACAAAAAGAGACUCCGAAGAAAGCGACUCCAAAGAAGAAGAAGCAACAAAAACCAGUCAAAAAGGAGGAGAAAGAGCACGAACUCGUAGAAAGAAUUGCGAGGGAAGAAAGAAAGAAAGCAGAUGACAUCGUCAUGGACAUGUACAGUCUUAUUAAAAUUGUCCUUGGAAUUUCUGUUCUCCUCGCCAUCGUCGUUUUCUACUUCGGGGACAUUUUUAGACGCAGCUCCUACCCAGAAACUUCAAUUCUAGUCGAACAAGCAACACCGCUGGAGACUAUCUGGGCUGCUCCAUCAGUUAAAAUCGACUACAUCAACAAGUCAUUUGGAUCUACCAACAUCUCCAACUGA
Molecule: messenger RNA, 1311 nt
Organism: Caenorhabditis remanei
Lineage: Eukaryota; Metazoa; Nematoda; Chromadorea; Rhabditida; Rhabditidae
Exons: 6
Coding region: 1-1311 (436 amino acids)
Source: RefSeq, a predicted model, not a curated record